GAGAAACCCCCUGAAAUCCUGACCUCCUUGUUUUCCUCUCCUGGAAACUGUGGAUACAAAAGAUCAGCUGGCAAAUUUUGAGGAUAUGACCCUGCUGAGAAACAUCCCAAUCCUCUGUAUAUUUCUCUUCCUCCUCUUUUCUUUUUCUUACUACAUAGAUUCCUCCUGCUGCUUCUUGCCCUAUCCAUAUUCCUGCACACUCCCCUUCACCCAAUCCCUUCCCAGCACACCAACACCAUCCAUCCCCUGUUGUCUAAAUCCCUUCUCCACUUCCCUUAUUGCUCCCUUGGGUGUCCAUGUCCUUAAUUACCUCUGGGGGAAUGUGCAAAGUGCCUCAACAUUCUCCCAAGGCACCCUUCAGAGAUAUUUUGGGAUCAUCAUCCCUUUGGCCAGGACCCCUUCCUGGCUUUCCCUUUUCUUCCCUCCAUGGGUGCCCUGCCAUGUUCACUCCCCAAAGAUCCCACUGCACUCACUGAUGAGAUUUUCAGAGCUCUCUCCCUGCUGACUCUUCAGAGCCCCCCCUGAUUUGUCUCUCGUGUGUCUCCUGGUCACUCUCGGGUACCCAAUCAACCCCCGGUGCCGCCGCCACCCAAGGGAGCCGAUCCCCCAAACUGGGUGAGGCACCUUCAGCUGCACUCACUGCCCGCUGCUCGGGAUGGUGGAAGGAAUUCCGGACGAGUCUCAGAGUGUGUGGAAAAUUCACAUCAGCAAAGGUUUCUGUCCACAAGGCGUGGCCUGAUGGAGGAGGCGGAGGAAAAGCCCAAGAGAUCCUGCAUGAGGAGUGGCUGCAAACCCAGCCCAGGGAGCUGCAGGGAGGAAAGAGCCCCCCUGAGCCAGGAAGGUGUCCGGAGAUCCAGCCGGAGCUCAGAGCUGGUGGAGAAGCCUCAUGGCAGGGACAAGCCGCACAAGUGCUUGGAAUGUGGGAAGGGUUUCAGCCGGAGCUUGAACCUAAUCCAGCACCAGGUGGUCCACACUGGGGAACGGCCCUACGAGUGUGAGGAGUGUGGGAAGCGUUUCAGCCACAGCUCCAGCCUGAUCCAGCACCAGAGGUUCCACACUGGGGAUCGACCCUUUAAAUGUGGGGAGUGUGGGAAGAGCUUCAGCCAGAGCUCCAGUCUGACUCAACACCAGAGGAUCCACACUGGGGAAAAGCCCUUUGAGUGUGGGGAAUGUGGGAAGAGCUUCAGCCAGAGGGGCCACCUGAUGCAGCACCAGGUGAUCCACUCCGGGGAUCGGCCCUACAAGUGUGGGGAAUGUGGGAUGGGCUUCACCCAGAAGGGCCACCUGAUGCAACACUGGAGGAUCCACACAGGGGGAAAGCCCUAUGAGUGUGGGCAAUGUGGGAAGUGCUUCAGCCAGAGCUCUGGCCUGAGGAAACACGAGAGGAUCCACACUGGGGAAAAACCCUUUGAGUGCGGGGAGUGUGGGAAGAGCUUCAGUAUGAGGUGCCAGCUGACGGAACACCAGAGGAUCCACUCUGGGGAAAAGCCCUACAAGUGUGGGGAAUGUGGGAAGAGCUUCAGAGAGAGCUGGGCCCUGAUUCGGCACCAGGUGAUCCACACAGGGGAACGGCCCUACACCUGCUUGGAAUGUGGGAAGAGCUACGGGUGGCACUUCGACCUGAGAAAACACCAGCGCACCCACACCGGGGAGAAGCCCUACAAGUGUCCUGAGUGUGGGAAGAGGUUUCCAAGGAGCUCCGAUCUCCUCAAACAUGAGCGGAGUCACAGAGAGGAGAGGCCCUUCCGUUGCUCUGACUGCGGGAAGGGCUUCAAGCUAAACUCCGCCCUCACUAUCCACCAGCUCAUCCACACUGGGGAGAGGCCCUAUGAGUGUGGGGAGUGUGGGAAGAGCUUCUCCACAAGCUCUCAGUUGACCCGACACCAACGGAGGCGCCACUAAGGGAAGCCCUGUGAGUGCCCCGAGUGCGGGAAGAGCUUCGUGCGCUGCUCCAGCUCCAUCCCACAUGGUAGGAUCCAUGUUGGAUGAUCCUCAGUGACCCCCGUUGGGCAGAGCCCUGGUGAUCUGUGGUCCUGGUGAUCUGUGUUGGGAAUACACCUGGCCUGGAGGCUCCAUAUCUUCCUGGUUCCCUGUGGGGAGCUAGAUAAACCCAGGUGCAGUAUCAUCCAUUGGGACACAGACCAACAAUGGGAAUUCCUUGGGGAGAGCAGAUUUGUCAACUUUCAACCCCAUAAAAAAUUCAGUCCUAUCUUCUGGUGGCAUCAGGGAGUACUGGAUCAUCUUGGAGGUAUGUCCUGGGUUGACUAUAUGAUGCUUGUAUCCCGUCUGUUAUGUUUAUGCUGAAUAAUAAGUUUUGCACCUUUAAGACUUGUCCUGAGAGUGAAGGGGGGAGAGAAGAAGUGCAGAGUUUGUUUUUAGACACUGCACUCAUUCCUCCACAUUCCUGCUCCUGCGCUGUGUGGUCUGUGGGUGGACAGAGCUCUCCUUUGCUUUUAGUUAGUUUUAGCUAGCUGAGGCAAAGAAGUUCCCUGGACUGUGGUUUUUUUUUCCUUUUCUUUGGACCUGUUUAAGCCUGCUCUGGCCUGAACACCAGAAGAGCACCGGCAGCUCACACCUGUGGCCAACGAAGCCAGGCUUGGGCCGCAGCAUUUCCAGCACCAGAGGGACUGAGAAGAGACUGAGUGAGCUGAGCUACAGCCCACAGAGGGGACUUUGUGAGUUUGUCUCUCUUUUAGAGCAGCAACAGGUUUAUUUGUUUAAUAAACAGUUUUUUCCACUUUUCUCCAA
Messenger RNA from Haemorhous mexicanus (house finch), 2748 nucleotides. Its product is annotated as zinc finger protein 239-like. The coding region runs from base 739 to 1902 and encodes 387 amino acids. Gene Ontology annotation, biological process: regulation of transcription by RNA polymerase II. NCBI's taxonomy places the organism in Eukaryota, Metazoa, Chordata, Aves, Passeriformes, Fringillidae. Gene Ontology annotation, molecular function: DNA-binding transcription factor activity; RNA polymerase II cis-regulatory region sequence-specific DNA binding. The record is from RefSeq and is a predicted model, not a curated record. The transcript has 2 exons.